Molecule: messenger RNA, 1389 nt
Organism: Nylanderia fulva
Lineage: Eukaryota; Metazoa; Arthropoda; Insecta; Hymenoptera; Formicidae
Source: RefSeq, a predicted model, not a curated record
UUUUAGAUGGCCCUAUGCAAAGAAAAAAUAUGAAAGUCUUAAGGAAACAACAGAUAGAAAAAACAUAAACUUUGUUACAGAAGGCAUAAUAUCUGUGAUUCAAUUGCGAAAUGAUUUGUCUCAAAUUCUUUUUUACGAUUAUUACAAUAAUAGAGCAAAUCAAAAUUACUUCGACUUAAGUGCUAAUGUAUUAACAUUCGAAAAUGUCAUGAAAUUCAGCGGAAUUGAUCGCAAAUCAAUCGAAGAAUAUUGCAAUAUAGAAAUGUCUCACUAUGAAAAGCUAUCUUGGAUACGAAAUGAGUUAGACAGAUAUAGUGUGAAACCUGAAGAAGAACAGCUUUUGGAAGAAAUUUGUACUUUCAUAGCACAACGUAUUCAACCUCGAAAAUAUGUAUGUUACACGAAUAUAAGUGCAUCAUUGGAUACAAUCGCACAAGAGAUACUGAAUUCUCUUAGAAAGAAGCAUCCGAACCAUUCGAUAUUCUUCACUUCUGAUGAAACUUUUUCUUAUUGGAAAACCAACAAUAUCGAAGAUAAUCAUUGGAAUGAAACAGAAAGCACGCAGAUUAUGGAUACACUCCAGGAAUAUAUAUUUGGCACUUUGAAUUUUCGACCAUGUAUCUCCUCACCCGAAAAUAUCAAAUAUUUGUGUAUAGAUUAUGUUUUACAAAGUAAAUUUGGUAAAGAUAUCAUUGUAUAUACAAUAUUUCAUAGCGUGGCUAGAAGACUUGGUCUACGUUGCGAUGUACGAGUACUACAUAUUAUCGAUAAUUUCGAUAUAUUUUGGAAACCAAAAUUCGUCACGGAUAAUUUAGAAAAUGCACGAAAAUUUUACAUAAAAUACAAGGAUUACCCGAAUUGUCAUACUGAUAAUCGAUCAUUAAUUUGGGGACGAGUCUUAACAACUAGAAAGAUGUUGGUGUAUACAACAAAUAUCGUUGCCGCAUUUAUAAAAGAACAUACAUAUAUAAUAAGAGCUUUGCUUUUAUCUGGAAAUAAUUAAAUAGAGCUUUAUAUAAGAACUUCUGAUAUGAUUAAAAUGUAUUUUAUCUUUUGUAAUCAUAUUAUGAUGAUAAGUAUUAUGAGUGCAAAUUAUAUACAUAUGAUGCAAAAUGUGAGUAAUUAUAUUAAUUUGAGCAUAUUUAUGUAUACUCAUAAUGACAUUUUUUACAAACAGUUUCAAGAUAUCAUAUGUCCGUGUUUUGAGUAGCAUAUAAGCCUGCAUCUGUAUCUAUUUUUGUCAUCAUGUUUUAAGAAAUAUGAGUACAAUAUGAGUAAAGUACAUCCGUGCACUAACAAUCGCAUAUUAGUAUAUAAUAUAUACAAUUGUAAAAAUAUUGAACAUUGUGAGAUUCUUUUAGAUAACAAUUCUUUUACAUAACAAUAUGU